AUGCGUCCCUCCAGCAUCAUCACUUUCCUCUCGUUGGCGGUUCUGCCUGUUGCGCUGGCUAGUCCAAUCAAUAACCAGGACUCAUCCAUCGCCAAACGCUGCUGCAUCCUCUGCGACAAUCCCUAUGCGCGAUGCGGAGCGAACGAUAAGCGUGAAGCCGUCCAGACAGAGGAGGAAGUGUUUCAGGGACCGGAGAAGCGGUGCUGUGUUAAUUGCGAUGUGAAUCGGUGUGGAAAUUAG
Aspergillus costaricaensis CBS 115574 is the source of this 240-nucleotide messenger RNA. RefSeq lists its product as uncharacterized. Bases 1 to 240 code for a protein of 79 amino acids. The transcript is spliced from 2 exons. NCBI's taxonomy places the organism in Eukaryota, Fungi, Ascomycota, Eurotiomycetes, Eurotiales, Aspergillaceae. The record is from RefSeq and is a predicted model, not a curated record.